GAACAAAGGCAUCGUCAACGAUCCCAUCGUGCUGACGGUCUAUGCUACUGGUGCACCUGAUCUCACCUUGAUCGAUUUGCCCGGUGUGACUCGGGUACCUUUGAAGGGCAGCGACCAGGUGGAGGACAUUGAAAAGAUCACUCGAGACAUGACGUUGCACUACAUCAAGGAUCCACGCACUAUCAUCCUGUGCGUGGUACCUGCCAAUCAGGACAUGUCUGUGUCGGAUGCGCUUCAACUGGCCCGGCAAGUUGACCCGAACGGGGUGAGGUCCAUUGGAGUCAUUACCAAGAUUGACAUCAUGGAUCAAGGCACAGAUGCCGUCAAGAUGCUACGAGGGGAAGAUAUCCCACUUCGUCUGGGAUAUGUAGGUGUGAAAAUGCGAAACCAGCAGGACAUCACCAGCAACAAACCAGUGAAGGUCUCCUUAAAGGAAGAAAGGGAGUGGUUCGACAAUCAUCGGCUUUACAACAAGCUGCCUCCAGGCUUGGUGGGCACCGACACCCUCAUUACGAAGCUUACUCAGAUUCUCUUCAAACACAUUCGCCGCUUUCUGCCUGAGAUUAAGAAGGAAAUCAAUGAAAAGAGGAGGGUGGUGCAAGAUCGCCUUGAAGAACUGGGCAGUGGCAUCCCAGUGGACGAGCAUGCGCGGGUACAGCUGAUGUGGACAAUGGUCACUGACUACUGCGAGAUGUUCAAGAACACCAUUCGUGGGAAGUAUGACCGAAAGCUGCAGCGCUACAUGGCCAACCUGCCAGCGGGUGAUAGCAGUGCCAUGUCCGGAGGCUCCCACCUGCGACAGAUCAUGAAUGAUUUCUUGGCUGACUACGUGGAGAUCCCACUGGCAGCCGAGAUGACGGACGACGACAUUGACCGAGCCAUCCGAAUGCAUGAAGGUGACUCGCUUCCGGGCUUUCCGUCGCCCGACACCUUUGAAUACCUGGCGCUGCCUCACCUGCAGCGUAUUGCCAUCCCGGCAGUGGAGUGUGUGCACAACGUGGCUUCAGCGCUGGAUGUGCUCUCGCAGCGCAUGGCCAACGCCGUCUUCCGGCGCUUUCCGAAGCUGGCCGAGGUGAGUUUAGAGAUGACAGCCAACAUCAUUCAAGAACAGAAAGAGAAGACGCGCGUGGUGGUGGAACAGCAGGUGUCCUGUGCAGUGGGCUACCUCUUCACCAACGACCUGUCCUACCUGACUGAACAUGGCUCCAUGGAACCCAUGUACGAGGAUAAGGAGAAGCCUCCUUCGCCAGAUGGUAAAGCCCAAGGUUCUAAAGAGGAUGCGAACAAAUACCUCUUCACGGAUGAACGGUCCGAGAAGGAUCCAUCUUUCGGUGAGAAGGCAGUUGCAGCGAUGAAGGUGGGAGAUGGCUGUGAUGCGGGGAGCCUUUGGCAUCAGAUUCCUGGCGCCGAAUUUACGGACAGAGAAAACUCGCAUGGGUGCAACAUCUUGGCCGCUGUGGUUCCAAAAGAAAAUCCCAGUGGGCUGCCGAUGGCUGUGCCGCGCGUGCCGCUGCGCGACUACAACCGAGCCAUUGCAAAGAAAGACCGCUGGGCAGAAGGCGUUGCGGAUGUGAUUAGUUUCAAUUCAGCCAUCAACAAUGGCAUGAGCUGGUUGGUGGCACCCCUGCUGUUAGAUAACCUUUCAGUGAAACUGUUGGAAUCAGACAUCAUCACCUACACCAGCUUGCUGACAUCCUUCCAGAAACAACUCCAGUGGCACUUGGCUGCCAGUCUCUUGAUGCAGGCACGGUGCCAUGCGCAGCAGCCCAACGUCAUCACUUACAACGCCACGCUGAGUGGCCUGGGAGACGCCACGGAGUGGCAACGUGCUGCGGUGCUAUUAGACCAACGCCGCGACAUGCCCUCGGGCACAGAUGUGGUGUCCUUCAAUGCUGUGUUGCACAGCUACGAGAAGGCGUCGUGCUGGCAGGAUGCUCUGCUGCUGCUGGAGGCUAUACCCUACCCGGCCACGGCGGUGACCUUCGGCACGGUGAUUAGCGCCUGUGCUGCUGCAUCGCAAUGGCUUGUGGCCUGGCAGUUGCUGUUUUCCGCGGUAGGCCUCGAGACGAACCUCAUCAUGUACAGUGCCCUGAUCACAGCGUGCGGAACGGCGAAGCACUGGCAGAGAGCCGUGGCGCUGUUGUCAGAGGCGCAGCGUCAACGGAUGCAGCUUGACCUGGUGGCCGUCACUGCUGCGGUGAGCGCCGGAGCUGAGGAGUGGCCAGUGGCUCUCGACAUCUUCAGCCGCUUCCAGCACCUUUUCCCCGGCGCCGCCCUGCGCAAUGCCGCGGCGAAGGCGGCCGCGGCGUCGUGGCGGGAGGCGCUGCGCUUGGCAAGCGACGAAGUGAUGGGACGAAAUGUGGUGGUGGCCAUGAGUGGAUGGAUGGAGGCUUUGCAGAUGCUGAAAGAUAUGCAAGGUGCACGCUUGACCGAUGUGAUCAGCUACAACAGUGCCAUGAGUGCCUGCCGUGACGCUUGGGAAUGGUCUGUGUUUUUGCUGGUGCAGCUGCAGGACACGGAUUUGCGUAGCAAUGUCAUCAGCUACAACACUGCAGUGAGCGCGUGCCAGGAGGUGUGGCCCUGGUCCUUGCAGCUUCUCAGCACCAUCCGGCAGCACAGCGCUGCCAGCGUCGUUGCUGGCAACACGGCCAUGGUGGCUAUGACCUGGCGGAGGGCCAUGACGUUGCUGGAGGUGUUGGGCACGGGGGCAGAUCAGAUCAGCUUCAACUCGGCCAUUAGCGCUUGCGAGAAGGCGGUGGUCGAGGCAAAGCGCCGGCGGAAGGGCCUACGGAGGUGCAAUGGCACGGUCGACAUUGGCAACGUCAAAGAUGGAUCCAGCGCCGCCUACAACAAGAUGAACACCAUGUUGGGUCGCGAGGCUCCCAAGGCGGAGAGGAGGGGCCACCGCUACAGUGGGCCUUUCGUUAAGGAAAUCCGCAAACGCUUGGAUUCGUAUCUGGCGAUCACAGUGCGCAACGUGCGGGACGCUAUCCCAAAGGCCAUCGGCUUCUACCUGGUGCGCGCCGCGCAAGACAAGCUGCAGUUCGAGCUUCUGAAUCAGCUGAAUCAGAAGGACAAGAUCUCUGAGUUGUUGGGCGAACCGCCGCACAUCAUGGAAGAACGCAAAAGUUUGAGCUCGCAGUUGGCAGUGCUCACGCGCGCGAGUGCAGUGCUGACGCGUGACCCCACCUUGUCCGCCGUGGCGUUAGAAGCGGAGGAAGACGAAGAACCCAGGUCGGCUCCCAGGUCUGCUCCCAGCCAAGCCAUGCAAGGCCGACAGCCUGCAACCACCAGCACUGCAGCAACACCCUCGACGGUGGAGCGAAAGACAGUGCAGGCCAAACCUGACCCACCCCGUUCCACCGCUCCAGCUGCCACGGCUGCCACUGCCGCUGCCCCCGGGUUGGCGACUUCGGCGCUGUCCUCGGGCCUUGCGGCGGCCGCGGCCAAUCCCUCGGUGCUGUCGGCUGCCGCCUCCGCCGCCGCGGCGAACCCGGGCGCCGUGGCGGCCGCCGCGUCGGCCGUGGCGAACUCGCCUGCGGCGAUGUCGGCCGCCGCGUCGGCGCUGCCGGCGAUGGCCAAGAUGGCGGCAGCUGGCACGCGACCUUCAGGCGCUUCUGGCCUCUUUUCCAAUGCCAUGGCCAAAACAUCGGGACUCUUCGAUGAGACAAAACCGAUUUCAAAGGCGGCAAAGAAUCCCCUCUUCGAUAGUUGA
Molecule: messenger RNA, 3715 nt
Organism: Cladocopium goreaui
Lineage: Eukaryota; Dinophyceae; Suessiales; Symbiodiniaceae
Source: the annotation of a GenBank genome assembly